CGGAAGUCACGGCGGAGGCGGAGGCAGAGGUGAUUCUGCUUCCGUUUCUAGUUUUGCUCCAGUGUUUGGGUUGUCUUCGCGGCCGCCCAAGAUGAACCGAUUCUUCGGAAAAGCGAAACCCAAGGCUCCGCCGCCCAGCCUGACUGACUGCAUUGGCACGGUGGACAGCAGGGCAGAAUCUAUUGACAAGAAGAUUUCUCGACUGGAUGCUGAACUAGUGAAGUAUAAGGACCAGAUCAAGAAGAUGAGAGAGGGUCCUGCCAAGAAUAUGGUCAAACAGAAAGCCUUGAGGGUUUUAAAACAAAAGCGGAUGUAUGAGCAGCAGCGGGACAAUCUCACCCAACAGUCGUUUAACAUGGAACAAGCCAAUUACACCAUCCAGUCUUUGAAGGACACCAAGACCACGGUUGAUGCUAUGAAACUGGGAGUAAAGGAAAUGAAGAAAGCAUACAAGCAAGUGAAAAUUGACCAGAUUGAGGAUUUGCAAGACCAGCUAGAAGAUAUGAUGGAAGAUGCCAGUGAAAUCCAAGAAGCACUGAGCCGUAGUUAUGGCACCCCAGAAUUAGACGAAGAUGACCUGGAAGCAGAGUUGGACGCACUGGGUGAUGAGCUUCUGGCUGACGAAGACAGUUCGUACUUGGAUGAAGCAGCAUCUGCACCUGCAAUUCCAGAAGGUGUCCCCACUGACACAAAGAAUAAGGAUGGAGUCCUGGUGGAUGAAUUCGGAUUGCCACAGAUCCCAGCUUCAUAGACUUGCGUCACUCAAGUACAUUGUAUAAAAUAAACACAUAUUGUGGGACUAGGAAAUAUUAUCUUUCCAAACUUA
Messenger RNA from Suricata suricatta (meerkat), 826 nucleotides. It is a transcript of the gene CHMP5, whose product is annotated as charged multivesicular body protein 5. Gene Ontology annotation, biological process: vesicle budding from membrane; late endosome to vacuole transport via multivesicular body sorting pathway. The transcript is spliced from 8 exons. Bases 92 to 751 code for a protein of 219 amino acids. NCBI's taxonomy places the organism in Eukaryota, Metazoa, Chordata, Mammalia, Carnivora, Herpestidae. Gene Ontology annotation, cellular component: multivesicular body. The record is from RefSeq and is a predicted model, not a curated record.